AGAGAGACUGUGCACCAAAGAUAACACAAAGGAAAAAGACCCAGAGGAAAUAAAAAUGAUAAGGCGCUCAGUCCGGUGUGUGAGUCUGCGCUGAGGAAAUGAACACAAACCCUGACAAGCGUGUGCAGAACUCCAGAGCGUGAUGUCCUCUCCUGGAAUGGGCACGCCCAGCGACCCCCUCCUAGCCAGCCCAGGGCGAGACGGUUUCGGGACGGCACAAGGUGACACAUGGAGGCCGACCCUUCCCAAAACCUGCAGCUUCCCGACGUCCAACACACGGCACCUAAGCCACCGGGCCAACAGCUUCCAGAGGCAUCCAAAGCGGCGGAAGCUCAUCCGUCCAUCUCCGCCCCCUCCUCCCAACACACCUUGCCCUCUGGAGCAGCUGGACCUCAGUGAUCUGCCUCCACGCCGCACUUUUUCUGAGCUCCUCUUCAACGGUUGCGUUCUGUUCGGCAUCGAGUUCAGCUAUGCCAUGGAGACGGCCUACGUUACCCCCUUGCUCCUUCAGAUGAACCUGCCCGAUCAGUUCUACAGCCUUGUGUGGUUCAUCAGCCCCAUAUUAGGGUUCCUGCUUCAGCCGAUCCUCGGAGCGUGGAGUGACCGGUGUAGAUCACGCUUUGGCCGCCGGAGACCAUUUAUCUUUGUCUUAGCCAUUGGCGCUCUGCUCGGUCUAACGCUGGUUCUGAAUGGACGGGACAUUGGAUCUGCGAUGGAAGACACCGCUGUGAAUCACAAGUGGGGCAUCGUGCUGACCGUGUGCGGAGUGGUUCUGAUGGACUUUAGCGCUGAUUCGGCGGAUAAUCCCAGCCACGCCUACAUGAUGGAUGUGUGCAGUCCAGAGGACCAGGACAGAGGCCUCAACAUCCACGCACUCCUGGCAGGUCUGGGUGGUGGAUUUGGCUACAUCGUGGGCGGGGUGAACUGGGAUCACACUGAGUUUGGCAAGUCAAUGGGAGGUCAGCUUCGAGUGAUCUACCUGUUCACCAGCAUAACCCUUGUAAUCGCUACAGCUCUGACGCUUACUAGCAUCCCCGAGCGUCCUCUUCUGCAGUCUCAAAAAAGUGGCUCGAAACAUUUGAAGAGCCCCAUCCUGCUUCUGCCACCUUCUCCACCGCCACCUGCUGCAGCCCUUCAGGAGGCGGAAGAGGAGGAGGAAGGUCUCUACAGCUACCAGUUCUCUGGCCGUAGGUACCCGGAUUGUUUGGGACACUCGUGUAGCGCCAACGCGAGGCUCUGUGCGGGUCUCACCAGCCCCAUCUCCCCUCUCAGCCCACUGACACCCAAAUAUGGCAGCUUUAUCAGCCGAGACAACACUCUGACAGACAUUAACGAGUUUGCAUCGUCCUUGGGAACGUCAUACAUAGAUAGCGUACUGAUUGACUGUUAUACUGGACAGCACAUGCCCCAACCGUUGAAGCCAGAGACCAUGACUCCAUGCCUUCCUAUGGGAGAAACUCCUCCUGCUCAGGUGUCACAGCUGGUCGAGGAACCGUCUCCAGCUGCCAACUCUCAGGAAAGGGAAUUAUCUCAACCGAACGGAGAUCUGCAGGAAGCAGAAAGAUUAGAGGCUAUUGAUGAAGUUCAAGCCAGUGAAUGUUUAGAGUUGAAUGAAGCAUCUGAGCUCAGCGAGACUCCGCAGGACGUUGGCGGAUUAAAACACGGAAGCAGCACCUCAGGGAUCCUGAAACGCCCACAGAGUCUGGCCUUAAUGGACGAGCCGCUGAUCUGCCCCAGCAACGGCAUGGAAAACGGGCGUAGACGCACUGUUACCUUCAGCCAACAGGUUGCCAACAUCCUCCUAAAUGGGGUGCAGUAUGACAGUAAGCUCAGUGACAACACAGAGGUUACAGACAAUCAGAUGUCUCUGAGGCUGCUCUGUAUUGCCAUCUACAGGAUGCCCCCGUCCCUGCGCAGCCUGUGCACCAACCACUUCCUGGGCUGGCUGUCCUUCGAAGGUAUGCUGCUUUUCUACACGGACUUCAUGGGCGAGGUGGUGUUUGGGGGCGACCCCAAGGCACCGGACAAGUCUGAGGCCUACCAGCGCUACAAUGCCGGGGUCAGCAUGGGCUGCUGGGGCAUGUGCAUCUAUGCAUUUAGUGCUGCUUUCUACUCAGCCAUCCUGGAGAAGCUGGAGGAACGCUUCUCUCUGCGCUCUCUGUAUUUCUUCGCCUACCUGGCGUUUGGCUUGGGCACGGGUCUGGCCACACUCUCCACCAACCUGUACGUGGUGCUGUCUCUUUGUGUCACCUAUGGAAUCCUGUUCUCCUCACUCUGCACGCUGCCUUAUUCACUGCUCUGUGAAUAUUACCAGAGCCCACAGUUCUGCGGUUCCACAGAGGACGGCACCAGGAGGGGUAUGGGGGUGGACAUCUCUCUUCUCAGCUGCCAGUACUUCCUGGCCCAGAUCCUGGUCUCCGUGGCGAUGGGACCUCUGACUUCGCUAGUGGGCGGGGCUCAGGGCGUGAUGUACUUUGCGAGCCUCAUGUCAUUUGUGGGCUGCAUGUACUCCUCGCUGUGUGUGGUGUACCAGCUGCCACCUCCGGAGGGUGAGCGCUCACAGAGUGAGAGCCAACCACUACUGGUGCACAUAUAAAUUCACAGCACGUACACACACACACACACACACACACAAUCAUAGAGGCCUGUAAACAUACACAUACAUGCACAUUAAUUUUUAGAUAGCACUAACUUCUGACAUGUCUCACAUCAUGCAAGAAGCUUUUUUUUUUUUGUAAAAGUUUUUUUUUUAUUACCCAAGGCAUGUUUGAUUCCCUUUCCACACAGUAAGUCUGUUUACAUGCACAACAAUAAUCUGAUCUAAUUAUCUGAUUUUGGCACAUCUGUACAAGUGUGUACAUGUGACCGGUCAAAAACACAAUGUUUUGUGCAAAUUCGAAAACAAUAAAAACUCCCUAAAAUGAUUGCCCCAUGUUAAAAAGAAAAAAAAUGCUGCAGGAAGGUUGAAUUUUUAUGGCGGUUGGAAAAUCACUGUAGAUGUGCUGUGCGUGCCAUAUAUUGAUGCAGUCAGGUUUCUGACUGCCCCCGAUUUACCCCUGUAGGUCCCAAAAACACACUACAAAGUGGGUGAUUUACAAAUGUGUAUGAAUUGUGUCACGUGUACAGCUUAGUUCUAAGCAAUCGGCGCUCGCCAAUCGGUAGUCGAUCAUUAUGUGUGAACUACUCGAUGGCGAUCAAAGAGGGGUGCUGACACAUUGCCGAGGCAUCACUGACGCCAGACAGAUAUUUGGCAUGCUAAAUAUCUGGAGCUGUCGGGCGACUCCACAUCCUGUCGUGUGAAAAGUGUCGUGACUGGCAGCAAUUGCGGUGAUGAGCUGCAGCCAAUGAGAGAGCAAGGGAUGGAGUGAGGUCACCGUGAGGAAGGGAAACCUACAUGUGCUAAUCCAUUCAUUCACCCACUUUCCUUUUUGGGGUUUCUUCAGCACAAAUCAUCGCACGAACAGCUCGCUCUGCUUGUUUCUGUCCUACGUCCAUCUUCAAAUAAACAACUCCUGUUUCGCACGUGGUUUUCACGUCAUAUAUCCGUGUCACUUCUCGCGUGUUUUCGUGACAAAACGUAGUUUGGACACCAGAUAGUGUCGUUACAUGACAGAGUCGUCGUCAGAUCGUGUAGUGUGUGUGACCCUGUCCCUGUUGCCGAGCAAUCAUGUAGCGCGAACACCAUGACGAUUUCAAGACCCCCGAUUACAAGACAGCAAGUCAUGUAGUCUGAACAGCACAGCGAUCUGCUGACGUUGAAAGUCGUGUUGCGUGAAAUAGACUUAAAGUAGGGCUAAAAAACAACGUGUUUAGGGUUGUGUAUGUGUGUGCUGUUUUCUCUUAAUAGCUGUGAGGAGUUCUGAUGUCCAAGACUCCUGGAAGAGCCAAACUGAAACUAAACCUUAAUAUAACAGAUUAAAGGUUAUGAAAUGUGGGUGUACCUGUCCAAAAUAUGAUACAAACGCAAAACAAAAUUGUGCUUGGUCUGUUCAUAGUGUAACAUGAAUUAAGUUUUCACAGUCUUUAUUUAAAUGCUAUGGGAUUCGGAUCGUUUUGAGACAUUGACACAUAACCUUGACUUAUCUCAUGAAUACUUAACGUUUUUACACCGAUCAGCAAUAACAUUAAAACCACUGACAGGUGAAGUGAAUAACAGUGAUUAUAUUGCUACAAUGGCACCUGUCAAGGGGUGAGAUAUAUUUAUUAGGCAGAAAGUGAACAGUCAGUUCUCGAAGUUGACGUGUUGGAAGCAGGAAAAAUGGGCAAGCGUAAGGAUCUGAGCGACUUUGACAAGGGCCAGAUUGUGAUGGUUAGACGACUGGGUCAGAGAAUCUCCACUACAUCAGGUCUUGUGAGGUGUUCCCGGUACGCAGUGGUUAGUACCUACCAAAAGUGAGGCAAGGAAGGAUAAUCAGUGAACUGGCGACAGGGUCAUGGCCGCCCAAGGCUCACUGAUUGCUCAUUGAUACCCUAAUAGCAAUGGCCUCUUUCAGCAGGAUAACACGCCCUGGCACACUACAAAAAUGGUUCAGGAACAGUUUGAGGAACAUGACAGAGUUCAAGGGGUUGACCUGGCUUCCAAAUUCCUCAGAUCUCAGUCUGAUCGAGCGUCUGUGGGAUGUGCCGAACAAAGAAGAUCCAUGGAGGCCCCAUCUCGCAACUUACAGGACUUAAAGGAUCUGCUGCUAACGUCUUGGUGCUGGAUACCACAGCACACCUUCAGAGGUCUUGUGGAGUCCACACCUCCAUGGGUCAGAGCUGUUUUGGUACUACACAAUAUUAGGCAGGUGGUUUUAAUGUUGUGGCUGAUUGGUAUUUUUUUGCCUUUGCUGGAUUUUUAGUAAAUGUUUUCUUUUAGUAAAUCACACUGCACAUUCUAAAUGAAUCUAUUUACAUAGCUUCUGCCCCAUUUGUAGCAAUUUUUGAUAAAAACACCCCAAAGUACAUAUUCAGUAAGGCAAGCACACAUUUUUUGCUCAUAUGGGUCCCUCCAGGAUUUUGCGACGGCAGAAAUGUAGGCAAAAUCAAGGAAACUACGCAACAUUCACAGGAGCUUGCAAUUUUUCUAAAUUACCACAGAUUUGGGCCAAGGUGCGUCAUGUGACAUCACAAUACACAUUCAGCUAAAGCCCUCUUCGAUUCACGUGCGUUUAUCACGAGUACAGCUAAAAGGUCUCAUUUAACAACAAACAUCAAAACCAUUUCAAUUGCAAUUUCGCCAAUUCGUGUAGUUUUCCCGCAAAAAAUAAACACCAAAUUUGUUUGAAAAAACAAAGAAACAAAAAAAACAGCAAUAUCGAGCAUUUUUGGGUGCAACAAUCGCAAAAAAAUUCCUCAAAAUCCAACAAUUCUCUGCAAAAGUUGUCAGUAAAUCAGUUUGCGCAUUUUUGCGGGUGCUCUGAAGUUCGUACGUUUUUAUACACGCAAACCUCCAGUCAUUCAGGACCCCAAAGGUUUCCCAUGAUCACAUUACUACGUAUCAUAUUAGCUCGUUAUUUUUUAAAGCCUUCUUCUGCCUUAUAAGGAUUGCAAAAAAAAACCUAAACAAUUGCCCAAACACACAAAAGAUCACGCACUAUCUCAGUUUUCUAUGUAUCUAGAGUCACAGCAAAAAUCUGAUUUCCGUUUGCAAUUCAGGUUUUUUUCCCCCUCCAGUAUCAGAUUACUUUGCAUGCACAUGUAAACAUACUUACUGUAGUCUCAUGGUAUAGAAAAUCUAAGCCUACGCACACAUCCACAUGUAUCACAGAUUUCAUUAGCCUUUCCUCUCCCCUUCUGUUCAGCCAAAACAUCACGAAUGUCGGAGAUAUGUGAGAGCGUCCGAGUUCACUCGGAGUCGAACGUGGGUAUGGAUUUCAUUUUUUAAUUUUUUGACUGCAAGAAACAUCCUAAAUCCAAAGAUUGAUGAUCAAAUCAUUGAUAAAACAUAAACCACUCUCACAUAUCAAGAUGCAGUGAUACGCUCAGUGAAUGUGAACAUGCAAAGUACUCAAGGUGUCAGGUGUAAACGUGCAUGGGAAUCAACACUGAUGCCUCGACUUCAACUACGUUCACACUAGCAGGUAGCUUCGUUUUCAGAUUAGUAAAGAAAUCUGCACUAGCUACGUACACACACCAUAUAUUUCUUCGUAACGUGUAUGUUCACGUUUACUGAGAGGUCGUAUAUGGCAGGAUGAGAUGAGACCUGGGUUACAAUUGUUCUUUUUUCCAUUUCUGUGUCAAACUGUACAUGGGAAUUAAAGUUAUUAGCGAGGAACUGAAGAAACGUCGGACCACACGUGCCGAAGAAUCAUUCUGAGCAAGCUGUUUGGAUUUGUCGCUUCACUGUGCCAAUGUCUCAAUUCAGAUUUGUUUGUUGCUGAAAUCGUGGCUGUUUUCGCACUCGUCCACGGAAAACGAACGGGCACCUGCUUGAGUGAACGUAGGAUUACUUCAGGCCUCUGUUUCUGCCUGUGAGACAGUAAAACAGAGAAUGUGUCUACAGUUUCUUAGUUUUCAUACACUAGCAUUAGGCUUAGUGUAUUUAACAGGCGAAAAAAAUAACUACCCAUCCUCACACGUGCAUGUUUCUGAGACGCAACUUGACACUUUAUACAGACGGAUGCAAAGAUUCUGAAUCAAACCAUGGAUUUAUGGUGAAUAACUGCUUUUGAUUUUCUACUCAGCUGAGCGAUGUUUGAGUUGGCUGCAUGCGCUCAUCGAAACUUACUUUUUUUUAAAAAAAAAAAACAUCCUCAGAACACUCUGGGAUGGUCACAAACAUGUCACGCCAUCCUAUGCUUUUUUUUUUUUUUUUUAAACACUUCCGCCUGCUGCCGUGUGAUCUGGCGUGAUGGUUGGAUUGACAGUGAUUCUUGUCAUUAUCAGGCAGAGCGGAUGUUGAGACUGGAGUGUGAGCGACUACAGCUCAGCUGUAACGAAGAAGCACCCACUACAGAAGAGACGAGCGAGCCAAAUCUACUUUUUUUGUUGUUUGUUCUCUUUGGCUUGGCCACCAGGCAACAGAUCAGGAAUACACAUUAGGAACUAAAGUGGACUCUACAGGAGACUCAAAGUACAAUGCCUUCACAUGCCGCCAGGGGGAAGACUUGCUGCUUUUUCAGUACAAGAACCACAAAAUGUCGAACUCUUGUGAUUUUUUUGUUGCUGUUGGAUUUCCAGACCUCAGCAGCUUUUGGGUGGGUACAUCUGAACACAACAUAAGCUGAACAUGUAAAUAAAGCUUAACGUUGCCUCUAGUUUUUCUUUUUUCCUUCCUUUCAGUUUAUCUAAGCAUGCUUUUAAAAACAAAAGCAAAAUGGAAAUUGUAGGAUGAGUAAAUAGUCAAGAAUCAGGUAAGUGCUGGAAUUGAAUACUCAUUUGAGGAAACGUGUUCCCACUAGUGGAUGCAGUAACAAAAGAAUUAAUUAUUUAUUUUUAAAAACAGAAAAUGGGGGCAAGUUUACAGUCAAGGACCACUAAAUGAGGUGAUA
This is a messenger RNA of Ictalurus punctatus (channel catfish), 7472 nucleotides long. RefSeq names its product solute carrier family 45 member 1 (gene slc45a1). Gene Ontology annotation, cellular component: membrane. The record is from RefSeq and is a predicted model, not a curated record. The coding region runs from base 143 to 2596 and encodes 817 amino acids. Gene Ontology annotation, molecular function: sucrose:proton symporter activity. The transcript is spliced from 9 exons. Gene Ontology annotation, biological process: transmembrane transport. NCBI's taxonomy places the organism in Eukaryota, Metazoa, Chordata, Actinopteri, Siluriformes, Ictaluridae.